AUGCUCCGCCGUCAAGCUCGCGAGCGCCGAGAUUAUCUCUAUCGGAGAGCAUUGCUUCUCCGCGAUGCCUCUAUCGCAGAAAAGCGAGCCCAGUUGAAGGCUUCGCUAGCCUCCGGAAAACCACUGGAUCCUUCCAUCGCAGAGGAUAAAAAGCUCCGUGAAGAUUUCAAAUAUGACGAAUCUUUACCUACAUUAGACAGGAAGGAUAAGAAGGAUACCGAUAUGCUAGACCUUGACGACGAAUAUGCCCUCACAUCGGGAAUCGUCGAUCCCCGCCCUAUCGUUACAACUUCUCGAAACCCAUCUGUCCGCCUAGGUGCAUUCGCAAAGGAGAUUCGUCUGCUUCUGCCAACAUCCAUUCGUCUGAACCGUGGUGGUCUUGUUAUCCCGGAUUUGGUAUCUAGCGCAAAUGCUGCGGCGUUAACAGACAUGGUUCUCUUACAUGAACACCGCGGAACUCCUACUGCGAUGACCAUUUCUCACUUACCCCAUGGCCCGACAGCUAGUUUCUCGCUGCACAAUGUCGUUCUUCGUGCGGAUAUUCCAAACGCUGCCCGUGGAACCGUCUCGGAGAGCUACCCCCACCUUAUAUUCGAGGGAUUCAAGUCGAAAUUGGGUCUUCGGGUGGUGCAGAUCUUGAAGCACCUCUUCCCUCCGCGUGAGGCUGGGAAAGUUGGCAACCGUGUCGUCAGCUUCGUGAAUAGAGAGGACAGCAUCGAAGUGCGGCAUCAUGUGUUUGUCAAGACGAGCUAUCGGGACGUUGAACUGGCCGAGGUUGGUCCACGCAUGACCAUGAGAUUGUUCGAGAUCCGUGGCGGAUCGUUGGAGAAGGGCUCCAGUGGUGAUGUUGAAUGGGCUCUUACGCAGUACACCAGAACCAGCAGAAAGAAGGAUUACCUGUGA
Molecule: messenger RNA, 903 nt
Organism: Aspergillus alliaceus
Lineage: Eukaryota; Fungi; Ascomycota; Eurotiomycetes; Eurotiales; Aspergillaceae
Product: snoRNA-binding rRNA-processing protein IMP4
Exons: 2
Coding region: 1-903 (300 amino acids)
Biological process (GO): rRNA processing
Cellular component (GO): nucleolus; small-subunit processome; Mpp10 complex
Molecular function (GO): snoRNA binding; rRNA primary transcript binding
Source: RefSeq, a predicted model, not a curated record